AUGUCAUGGCCGACGGCGGCGAUCUUCAUUGUUGGCGAUAUGAUGGGUGGAGGAAUGAUUGCAUUGCCUAUCGCUCUUGUAAAUGCCGGGCUGAUCCCCGGCAUUACGAUCAUCAUCCUUGGGGCCAUCUUUACUGGAUACACAGGUGUGCAACUCGGAGACAACUGGACACUCAUGCAGAAACGAUGGCCAGAAUACAAAAGUCACUGCAGGCGGCCGUAUCCAGAAAUGGCUUACAGAGCCAUGGGCACCAAAGCAAAGCGGAUAGUGGCGUUCUGCUUGUGUGUGACCCAAUUCGGCAUUUGCACAGUGCUAAUGCUUCUGGCUGCAAACAAUUUCUCGAAUUUAUUGGCAGCGGUCGGCUUCGCGGUCAACUUCUGCUAUGUUAUUCUUCUGAUAGGAGCUGUACUGUGGCCUUUUGUGAUGCUGAAAAGUCCAAUGGACUUUUGGCAGGGUGCUGUCGGUGCUGCCGCGUCAAGUACCGUGGCAGCAAUAUUGAUCGUCGCCGGGUCCAUCCAUGAUGCCCCAGUCUGUCAGCAGGUCGUCAGUUAUCCGGAGUUUUCGUUCCACAAUCUCUUCCUCGCUUAUGGGACAAUAGCCUUUGCCUAUGGGGGACACGGCGCUUUUCCGACGAUUCAGCACGAUAUGACGAAGCCAUUCCGUUUCAAUCGAGCCGUCUGGGCCAGUUAUAUUUUCAUCCUUAUCGUGUACAUUAUCGUGUCAUCGACAGGCUACGCUGUAUACGGUGACAGCAUGAGGAAUACUGUUAUCCCUUCUCUCCAGAUUGGGUGGCUCUCACAGUUAGUGAAUGUGAUGAUCACGGUUCAUGUGCUGCCAACGGUGGUGAUAGUUUUCUCUCCAUUGGCUCAGCAAGUUGAGGAGUGGACUGGCGUACCGCAACGACACUUCAGUGCGCAUCGGUUUGCUAUGCGCUCGCUGCUCCUCCUCGGGAUCAUUUUCACCGCCGAGUCAAUACCUCAUUUUGGAGUGUUCUUGGAUCUGGCGAGUUUCAUAGCGUUGAAGGCCCAGUCCACAGUGUUCGUUUGGGCGGAGAGAGUUGGUGGCUCAACGAUCACCUUGAUGACUAUGCUGCUGCCCAGCGUCUUCUACCUGUUCCUCUUUGCAUCUCAUAAGAAACGCAAGGAUCUCAUCAACACGAUGCAAAUCUCACCUGAUUCACCUGAUGACCAACUCGCUGGACUAGCAGACAUAUGGCGAUACACAUCCAAACCUGUACUGCUCUUCAAUGCCGUCUCUUUCGGUGGGCAAAGCAAUAACCUCAAAAUAAAUUUACAAUGA
This is a messenger RNA of Cooperia oncophora, 1299 nucleotides long. The record is from the annotation of a GenBank genome assembly. NCBI's taxonomy places the organism in Eukaryota, Metazoa, Nematoda, Chromadorea, Rhabditida, Trichostrongylidae.